Molecule: messenger RNA, 1026 nt
Organism: Pangasianodon hypophthalmus (striped catfish)
Lineage: Eukaryota; Metazoa; Chordata; Actinopteri; Siluriformes; Pangasiidae
Exons: 6
Coding region: 1-999 (332 amino acids)
Biological process (GO): response to bacterium
Source: RefSeq, a predicted model, not a curated record
AUGUCUCCAGCCUUGAUUCUUCUUUUAUCUCCCUAUGUGAUAUUUUCAGCUGAAGGCGUGGAUUUUUACAAACCAUCAUCAUUUGUCUCGGUGAAGUCUGGAGAACGUGUUACUCUUAACUGCACAUUUCUGGACAGCAGCAGAUCAGUUCGUGUUGUUUGGUACAAACAAAGAUCUGGAGAGAUACCUCAGGAAGUUGGAGUAAGGCUUUCACACACGGAUGCCAGCUCAGUUGUGAAAGUGGAGAGAAUUAAUAACGGGAUUUCUAUGACAAUACCACAUGCAAAAAAAGAUGAUGAAGGACUUUACUUCUGUGGACUAUCUAACUGGGAGAAAGUACAAUUUUUCAAUGGAACAUUAUUGGCUGUAACAGGUGAGAGAGAGUUAAACAUCUCAGUAUUACAGAGCAGCGUGUUGAACUCGGUUCCUGCAGGAGCGUCAGUGACUCUGCAGUGCUCGGUUCUCUCUGAGAGCAGAGCAGCAGAUCUCCAAGUGCUCUGGUUCAGAGCUGCUCCACCACAAUCCCAUCCUCAAAUCAUUUACACUCAUCACAACAGCAGGCAUCAGUGUGAGAGCAGCUCUUCUACACACACCUGUGUGUACAACUUCUCCAAGAACAUCCUCAGCCUCAAUGAUACUGGCACUUACUACUGCGCUGUGGCCGUGUGUGGGAAGAUUAUUUUUGGAAACGGGACACGAGUACAACUGGAAUCAGUAGAUCCUGUAGUGAUCUGCCUCGCAGUAGCUUUAGGAGUGUGUUUGGGUGUGAUCUUUGUUCAUUCUGUGUUCAACUAUAAAACGAGAAACUCUAAACAAUGCAGUGUGAGACUUCAACAAGAUUCUGUCAUAAAAAACAUUCCUAAUCAGAGUGAUGAUGCAGUAGAUCUGAAUUACACUGCCUUACAUUUCAAUCAGAGAAAGACGAAAAGAACGAGAAGAAAGAAAGAUCAACCUCAGGAUUGCGUGUAUUCUGAAGUGAUAAAGUCAUCAGCUACAUAGAUCAUAUCUUUAAUAUUUCAUCUCAUA